GUGUUUGAAGGGAGCGCAGCGCGGCGCCGUCCUUGAGCGCGGAGGCCGGAGCCCGAGGAGGCGCAGGAGCCCCGGCAAGAUACCCAGGGAGCGCCCCCCGCCGCCCGGCACGCCGCCGUCCUCCCCAAUGUCCUCGGCCAUCGAGAGGAAGAGCCUGGACCCGUCCGAGGAACCAGUGGAUGAGGUGCUGCAGAUCCCUCCAUCGCUGCUGACAUGCGGUGGCUGCCAGCAGAACAUCGGGGACCGCUACUUCCUGAAAGCCAUCGACCAGUACUGGCAUGAGGACUGCCUCAGCUGCGACCUGUGCGGGUGCCGCCUGGGCGAGGUGGGCCGCCGCCUCUACUACAAGCUGGGCCGGAAGCUGUGCAGGAGAGACUACCUCAGGCUUUUUGGCCAAGACGGUCUCUGCGCUUCCUGCGACAAGCGGAUCCGCGCCUAUGAGAUGACAAUGAGGGUGAAAGACAAAGUGUAUCACCUGGAGUGUUUCAAGUGUGCUGCCUGUCAGAAGCAUUUCUGUGUAGGCGACAGAUACCUUCUCAUCAACUCCGACAUAGUGUGCGAACAGGACAUCUACGAGUGGACUAAGAUCAAUGGAAUGAUCUAGGCUGAAGCCCUGGGCAUGUUGGGGGAGGUGUUCACUCAAGACACUGUCUCUGUGAGGUCUUCACUCUUAGGCACUUUGGGGACUUGAGGGUGGGGUGAGGCAUUUCUUGGGGGAUGGUGGACCCUCACUGGGCACCAAGGCAUAGCAUCCACGUGACAUAACACAGAGCUCAAGACUUCAGCAAAGAAAGGUCAAGCCCUUAGAAAGACCUUACGUUUGUCUGUGGUAACUGACAUGAUUAAUGGAAGGAAGAAACAUUUGGGGGCCAGCAAGCACUGUGCCAACAUGAGGGAAUUUCCCAGAGGGGAGGUGUUGGGUAAAUACUCAGUAGGGCUUUGGCACUUAGGAACUAGAGAUGUGCAGUUAAUGCCUUCCUGGAUUUGGUAACAAGCCUACUCUAAUCACUGUUCUCCACACUAAGAAAGAGAAGGGAGGAGAAUGGCCACCCUCCUUGUCCACCUCCCCAAGACCUUGAGCUUUGGGUACAAGGGAAACUGCAUGGAGACACAUUUCAGUUGGAAACAUAAAGCACAUCUUUUAAACAAACCAAUAUUGAAAGCAACGUUGAUGAACUCCUGCUUUUAGAAACCUUCGUUUUGAGGUGAGGCGUUCCACAGAUUGUUUCUAUACAAAUAUUAAUCUAAAAAAAUUCAAAGUUGUUCAACUAUUUUAUUAUCUUAGAUUAUAUAAAAGUAUUUGUUGCGUGUCGUUAAGAAAAACCCGACUCUGAAGACGGAAUAAAAAAAAAAUGACAGACUGAAA
Molecule: messenger RNA, 1366 nt
Organism: Jaculus jaculus (lesser Egyptian jerboa)
Lineage: Eukaryota; Metazoa; Chordata; Mammalia; Rodentia; Dipodidae
Gene: Lmo2
Product: LIM domain only 2
Exons: 3
Coding region: 128-604 (158 amino acids)
Biological process (GO): positive regulation of transcription by RNA polymerase II
Cellular component (GO): nucleus
Molecular function (GO): transcription coactivator activity; DNA-binding transcription factor binding
Source: RefSeq, a predicted model, not a curated record